Molecule: messenger RNA, 2766 nt
Organism: Bacillus rossius redtenbacheri
Lineage: Eukaryota; Metazoa; Arthropoda; Insecta; Phasmatodea; Bacillidae
Gene: crc
Product: activating transcription factor of chaperone
Exons: 3
Coding region: 510-1751 (413 amino acids)
Biological process (GO): regulation of transcription by RNA polymerase II
Cellular component (GO): nucleus
Molecular function (GO): RNA polymerase II transcription regulatory region sequence-specific DNA binding; DNA-binding transcription activator activity, RNA polymerase II-specific
Source: RefSeq, a predicted model, not a curated record
ACAGUUCAAUGCACACGAACCCAACAAACAUGUUUGCACACGAACCGAAUAGACUUUUUGCACACAUUCCUUAUGAUGAUGCAACACUAUUGAGAAGAAAAUAGUUCCAGAAAUUUUAUAGUAAUCUAUUGUAAAAAAUAUUAAAAUUAAUACUUUAGUUUUUAAUUAACCUUUUAUUAUACAUUUUAUAGUUUCUUAUAGCAUAAUUUAUCCUGUUUAUGUUGAAAUUGUUUGAACCCGUAGAAUGAAUAUAAGCUCGUCUCUAUGACUGAUUCAUUCCGCUUCCAUGAUUGAAAGAAGAAAGUUACGCACCAAGUUAUUUUGCUUUAAACCGCAUUAAAAUGGGGCAUUAGUCGUUGUAACGACUCUCGCACACACGAAAGUGUGUACAGAACAACUAUUAAACAUGGGGGCCAUCAUGGCGCAAUUUAUUCUUUUCUUCGUCGCCCUGACGACAGGAGACCAAGUAGAGUCGAGCAAACGUUACGCAGAGCUUCCAGUCUUGUCUCAUGUCCGUGACGCUAUCAGCAGCAGCGGUGGUGGGUAUGGACGACUUGAGCUGGAAGGAGGAGCCCUUGUCCCCGGACUUGGGCGGCCUUGACGUCGGGGCAGGCAUCUCCUGGCCCUUCGAUGACGAUGACGACGACGUGGCAGAGCAACUGUACCCGGCCAAGGAGGAGAAACCAGAUGUCCCUGCGCCUUGCGGCAGGGCGGAAGCAGCCGCCAAGUUGCUUCAAGAUCUCAACGACUGGAUCAAAGAAGAGCCUUUUCCAGAAUGGAUGGAGGAAAAAGGCGAUCUUGGAAUUUUUGAAAGCCUGCCGUUGGAAACAAGCAACUUGGCCAUCCCCGAGGCUGUGAAGAAACUGCCAGUUGCACAUAAGGAGGGCGUAUCCGACACUUCAUUUCUGCUCCAAGAAUUCCAGAGCAUUUACGACCAGUUAGAGCUAAACAAUGCAUCCCUCACUCCUCCACAGAGUCCCACGUUACCUUCGUACACAAACAUUUACAAUGUCGCAGACAGCCUUGUUAUCAGCCAACCACAGCAGUUGGCGCAAGUGCAGUUCAUUCAAGUUACUCCCUUGGUCCCGGCUGCUUACCUGGGAAAGAAAGAUCCGUUCGUGGUUCCUGUCGCCUUCGUGGAAAAAAAACCAGAGGAACCUCUGUUGACUUCUUUCGAGCAAAUAGUCCCGGCCACUCCGUCGACAGAUCUGGCACAUGAGAUGACGGUCGUGGAUGAGUUGGUCCGCAUGUGCGCCGACGAGAUGGUCCCGGACGUCGAGACCAGCAGCACCUCGGGGAAGUCUUGGGUGGAGAAUGGGGAGCGGGAGUCCCCUGUUUCGAGCGACGGAGGUUCCGACAGCGAAGUCUUGUUCAGCUAUCCCCCGAGUCCUUACUUGAGUUCGAGCAGCAGGAGCAGUAGCGGUGACGAGGAUCCCGACUACGCUCCGUGCGUCGUCCCGCACUCGGCCGGGACGGGCAAGGGCGGUCGCGGGAAGAAGCGGAGUGCCAAGGAUCACGUCUCGCCCGCUCCGGACGAGAAGAAGAUGCGCAAGAAGGAGCAGAACAAGAACGCCGCCACGAGGUACCGCAAGAAAAAGAAAGCGGAAAUAGAGGAAAUUCUAGGUGAAGAAAAGGGGCUGGAGGUGAAAAAUGAUGAACUGAACAAGCAGGUUGAAGAUCUUUCUAGGGAAAUUCGUUAUCUUAAGGGAUUCAUGCGCGACAUUUUCAAAGCUAAAGGAUUCAUAAAAUAAGCUAAAUGUAACGUGUAGGGCAUACAAAUAUGUUUGCCAAAUUAGUAAUUUCUUGGAGUUCAAGUAUCGCAGGUAUAAAGUAGUACUUACUGGUGUAAAUUAAAUGGACACAAAGUUAAUGUUAAGUCUUUAAGUUUUAAAAUGUUUGUAUUUUUGUUUUUUAUGUUGCUCUGCCACUUCGUUGAUCAUACUUGUAACGUCACGUUUGUUUUAGAGUAUACUGGACCGAAAACGGGCGUUGUGUAGUAUAAGGCAGUUCACUAUGAAGAGCUUCUUCAGCUUGAAUGAUAAGAAUUGUGUUGCAUUACACUAACAAAUGUUUUCAGUUGCAGCAUACUGAAAAAAUUAGGCUAGGGUUGGUUCGUUCCAUUGCAUUAAUGUUCUGAUUAAUGUUUCUAAAUAUACUGGUACAGGUUUUUUUUAUUCCCGUGAACAGUGAACAGAAGUCAUGUUCCACUGAACAUACAUGCUGUUCUUAAGAAGAUACUUGCAAUGUUUUGAGUAUACAGGUACUAGAGUGAAACCAACAGUGAAAAAAAUAAUUACAUAAUUAUCUUUUGAUAUUUUGUGUGCCUCUAAAAUGUUCAGUUUUUAAUUCAAUUUAUGCUUGAUAUUUGCUUAACUGCUGUUUGUGGUUGCAUCCCACAUAAUUGAUCUUUUGUGUCAGUGUAGAAAAAAAAAGCUUUUGAGAAACAUGUUAAAUUAAUAAUAUUUGCUGUGCCCAACAGAAAAUUAUACAUUACACUUUUGGGCCCAAUUGAAUUUUCAUGGCUGAAAUUAAUUUCUGGAGCAAUGUGAACCAACCUUUUCCUAAUUGAUAGGUUUAUUUACCACAGCGCAAAUAUUCCAUUUCUAUAAUAGUAGUUUUUUUGGAUUUAAAUAUUUAUUUUUAUAAUUAAAUGUUUACAUAGCAGUGUCACUAAUUUUUGUGUACUUUAUUUACUGAAUAAUGUGGGCAAAGGCCAUAUAUAUUUGUAUUGAAUUAAAUAAAAAAAUUUAGAUUUCACUGUGUCAA